UGCCGGGAGCGACAUGUACGAAAUGUGGCGCGUGUUGGAGUCAGAAUUAGAAGUUUUACAUUUUAGUUCUUAUCGCUAUUACUGUUAUUAUAGUUGCUAGAAUCGUUAUAAUUCGUGUUGUUGUUGUAGUAGUAGUUAUAUAAUAAUUGUCGUUGUAGUUGUAGUACAUGUGGGAGAUUUGCCAGUCUCUUGAACAUUUUAAAAGCGUUGCACGAAGUGAAUCUCGUCACCGCCGCGGCGGCUGCUCCGCUCCGCGUGGCGACAUCGCGCUGGGAGGACGAGGAGAGGUGGAAGAAGGUGGAGCAGUGUCAUCACCGCGCUCUCUCCGCUGCUGAAUGUUAAUGGCUGCGUCAACAACCGGCAUGGACGGGCCCUCCCGGAGGAUUCGGCGAUUCCUGCCCGCCGCCGCCACCACCGCCACCACCGCCACCACCGCCACCACCGCCACCACCGCCACCACCGCCCGGCCACGCUGCCAACGCCCGAGGCGGUGUCCCACAGUCCCGGCGAUGGACCCGGCUCCACUCCCAACCAACCACAACAACCACAACAACCGCCACAACCACCACCGCCACCACCACCACCACUCACCGCCACCGCCGCUGGAUAACACCGGGGCGAGGCGGCGGCGUGGGGGAGGUCGCGAGGUCGAGGGAGCGGAGGGACGCGGGAACGUCCCCCGGGGAGACGGAGCGGCGGAGGGUGGAGCGGGUGGAGGUGGUGGAGUGGGUGGAGCGGGUGGAUCUGGUGGAUCUGUUGGAGGUGGUGGAGGUGGUGGAGGAGGUGGUGGAGCGGGUGGAGGAGCGGAGGGACGGGGGAACGUCCCCCGGGGAGACGGAGCGGCGAGGGAGGUGGUGCCGCUGGAGCUGAGGGGUCGACGCUACGGAACACGCGGCGCAAGAGACUUCAUCCAGAUGGCCGUCACCGCUCCACCCAACGUUGAUCUCCUGUCCACCACCACCUCCACUGUGGCCCAGCCUCCACCAUCUCCACCAGGACCCACCACCACCACCCUCUCAUCCACCACCACGCCACCACAUGCCACCACCACCACCACGCCACCACACGGCACCACGGCAACCACCACCACCACGCCACCACGAGCCACCACCGCCACCACCACUACCCUCUCAUCCACCACGCCACCACAUGCCACCACGGCAACCACCACCACCACGCCACCACAUGCCACCACCGCCACCACCACGCCACCACACGGCACCACCGUCACCACCACGACCACCAGCAGCGUCACCGUCGCGGCGUUGGCACAGCGGCUGAGCUUGCCGCCGGCGCGCUCCCUCGCCGCCACGUUCCACCACCACCUCCACCACGUCCCCGACGUCUUGGCCUCGCCCACUCGCCCUCCGCCCGGCGGCUAUCGGCACAACUCCGGCUACAACCGCUGCACCGGUGACGGUGACGGUGGUGACGGUGGUGAUGGUGGCGACGCUUGCGACGUUGGUAGGUGCCUGCGUCUAUCGCCGCGUCACCGCCACCACCACCGCAAUCGCCACAACCACCGCGCCAACUUUGGGUGGAGGCUUCCGACAAUCGCGACCACCGCCGGCACCACCACCACCGGCACAACCGGCACAACAACCGCCACAACCGCCACCACCGUGGCGGGCUGCUUCCUGAUGCUGUCUCCUCGCACGCCGCGCGGGUCGACGCUCUCGCCGCCAACCAAAUCUCCCUUCUUGGAGUGCUUCUUCCCCGACCUGCCGAUGCCGCCGUUGAAGAUUCACCACCAUCACCACCAGCACCGUGGUGACGGUGGUGGUGGUGGUGACGAUCGCUAUGGCGAUGUUGAUGAUGAUGGUGGUGGCGGUGGUGGUGAAGAUGAUGGUGGUGGUGUUGGCGUUGAUCGCGACGAAGAUGAUGGUGGUGGUGGCGGUGGUGGCAAUGACGAAGAUGGUGAUGGUGGUGGUGUUGGUGAUGUUGGCGUUGAUCGCGACGACGAAGAUGAUGGUGGUGGUGGUGGCGAUGAUCGCUAUGGCGACGACGAUGGUGAUGGUGGCGAUGAUGACGAAGAUGGUGGUGGUGGUGAUGGUGGUGGGGAGGAAGAGAUGAGGACAGAGGCUGUAGAUGUUGGAGCGGACGACGGUCGACUGACCGUUGGGGCAGCGGUGGUGGACGCUGAGAUGGUGGAGGUGGUGGACGCCGAGAUGGUGGAGGUGGUGGACGCUGGCCGGGGCGUCCUGCCGGAGAUGGCCGCGCUAGACACCACAGCGGUGUGCGCAGUGGGACCGCGGGAAGAGACGCAACAGCCUGUCGUGUGCAAAGAAGGGGCCGGUGAGUCCGUUCCAGUAGUUCCGGUGGCUCCGGCUCCUCCACGCAGCCAGCGCGUGUCCCAGAUCCGGAUCCGUAAGACGCCGGUCCGCUCCGGGACUUCCCUCACCCCCAUGGGCCUCCCCAAGGCAAAGCGGCUGAAGAAGUCCGAGUUCACAGUGGAGGAGAUUUAUCUGAACCUGAACUACGUCACCCCCGUCAAGCAUCGGCCGAUAGAGACGAUCUUCGAGGAGCCGCUGACGAGGAGAGUGCUGGGCACCGCCACCACCACCGCCACCACCGCCACCACCGCCACCGCCACCACAACCGUCAUGCUGAUGAGCCAGCAGAAGCGUCGUCGCGCCGUCGAGUUCCGUGACUGCUCCCUGGAGCGGCGUAGAGAGAAGCUGCGGUGUCUGGCGGCCGAGCUCGGAGACUAG
This is a messenger RNA of Lethenteron reissneri (Far Eastern brook lamprey), 2711 nucleotides long. RefSeq names its product mucin-19-like. The record is from RefSeq and is a predicted model, not a curated record. NCBI's taxonomy places the organism in Eukaryota, Metazoa, Chordata, Hyperoartia, Petromyzontiformes, Petromyzontidae.